AUGAAGACUAGCAUAAUUUCCUACUCUUUAUUGGUAGGAAUAUUCUCAAUCGGAACCUCCUCAAAAGUAAUCGAUCUUUCAGAUUUAGAUACCGCAAUGGAGGGCUAAUCACUUUUUAAUGAAGUCUACAAUAAAACAGUUGAAUGGGGAGUAUAUAAACCAGAUUUAUACUUCGGAGUUAAGAACAGACAAGAGAAUCCAUUAGCUUUUGGCUUAUUUUGGUAUAACUAUGACAAGGACAAGACACCUCAAGUCAACUCAUCAUAUGCUUACGAUAUGGAUAAUGGAGUUACUGCUUACUAUCAAUUCAAUGAUGGCACAAGUGCUUCAAGAUAACUGAUAAAAGAUGAAAAGAGACAAAUUUAAUACAAAAUUGAGUUCCAUAAAGAGAUGGAACAGAUAGAUCAAACACCAACUGAAUAUAUCAGCAGAUGGACCUCAAGAAUCACCAUCAACGCUUAAGAUGGCCAAUAAAUCUUAGGAAAUCCUGUUUUCUUUGCAGCGAAGGAGGGAAAACUGAACAACGAGGCUGGUACUUUCAAAAUCACAUAAAAUACCAAGAAGAAUUUCUACAAAAUACAGCACACGGUGGAUCCUACAAAUAAUAUCUAUGAGAUGAUAGAGAUAGGAGCGGAAUCUCAAAUAGAUGAUAAUUCGAUGCUUGCUGUAAAUAAACCUGAUGAUUAAACUUGGCAGCUUGACAAACUCUGGGCUACAAACUAUGAUCAAUAUUCUAAAGCCCAUGGUCUUAUCGAUACAACCACCCCUAAUAUCUGCAUGAUAAGGCCAACACUACCCUCAGAUGGACUCUAGAUACUAGUAAGAUACAGCAAGCAAAAAUUCGCUAGUGAAGCUGCAGCCGAUGCUUACACAGAAAUUAUGGAGAAAGACAUUGCAGAUGUAUAAAAAGACAUUGACAGUAAAAUGACCACAGCUGAGUCAAAUUUUAAGGCUCGGUAUCUUCAGAUAUUUGGAGAAGGAUAUAAGGAUUUUCUAAGGACUAUGCCGGAUGCGCUAAUGUUUGGUCAGGAAACUCUUGCCUAACUUCUAGGUGGCAUUGGAUACUUCUAUGGUCCUAUAAGAAUUCUUGACAAUUCUCCUCAAGGAUGGAGCUACGAUUAGCCAGCAGGAUUAUUUACAGCAACUCCAUCAAGACCCUUUUUCCCAAGGGGCUUUCUUUGGGAUGAAGGAUUUCACUCAUAGAUUACAUGCUAAUGGUCAAAGAUGCUGUGUAUGGAUAUUUUAGCUCAUUGGUUCAAUUCAAUAAAGGAAAAUGGCUGGAUUCCAAGAGAACAAAUGAGAGGAAAGGAGGCUGAAAGUAGUUUGAAUUACAAUUUAGCUGAGAACCCUAAGGCAGGCAAUCCUCCCUCAUUUAUGUUUGUUUUAGAGUACCUUUUGGACUCUCUCCAGUAGAAACAAGACUAGAGAGUUAUAGACUUCUUAACUAAUAUUUUUCCCAGAGUGGAGCUUUGGUUUUCCUGGUUUGAUACAACUCUCGGAAAUACAGAUCCUGCUUUAAAAGGAACAUACAUGUGGAUGGAUGUGGGUAAAGAAGGUGCAUUAAGCUCAGGUCUUGAUGAUUAUCCUAGAGGAUGGAGAUAAAGUCAAAAAGCUAAUGUCCACAAUGAUUUACAGCUUUGGAUGAAAACUUUUUCCAAGUUUAUGGCUGAUUUUAUUGAUGAGAUUAAAACCCUAACUGGCAAAACUGUUUCAAAGAAAUCGAGUGAUGAUUAUAGAAAUCAGGCAAGUCUAAUCUAGCAACAACAUAGGACCUGGUGUUACAACGAAGAAACUGGUCUUUUUACAGAUAGAAUAAUCUACCAUGAUGAUCCUACUCCAGACAAUAUUUUUGAUAAACCAUAAGUUGAGAGUAGCUAGCACAUCCUUAGACUAAGAGAUUCAAGAAGACUUGAUGUGAGUUCAUCAUAAUCAAAAGUAGCAAGGAAAUAUAGGCAAAUCAAUCAAUUUUCCCCACAUCAAGGAAUAGUGAAUCUGUUCCCAGUAGCCUUGAAUGGAUUUCAAGGAAUGAUCGAGAGGCUAGAUGAUCAUUUGAUGUUUGGAGUGGACACAGAGACGUUGAACUCACCCUAUGGUCUGAGAGGUGUGUCUGCCUAGGAUAUGGAAUACUUCCCAGGUACUGGAUACUGGAGAGGACCAGUUUGGAUAUCUGUGAACUAUCUUGUUUUGAGAGGAUUGUACAAGUACUAUCUUGAUUAUACCCCAGUAAAUCCCUUGAGCGAAGAUGGAACCAUUAAGACUCCAAAAGAUUUCUACCAGUAACUGAGAUAAAAGAUAGUAUAAGUUGUCUAUGAUAACUGGGAGCCUCAACACCUGCUCUAUGAGAACUUUAAUGAUGUUACAGGCAAAGGGUAAUCCUCUCAUCCAUUCUCUGGCUGGACUACUCUAGUCCUUCUCAUUAUGAACGAACGUUAUAUUUGA
Stylonychia lemnae is the source of this 2439-nucleotide messenger RNA. The record is from the annotation of a GenBank genome assembly. Lineage: Eukaryota; Ciliophora; Spirotrichea; Sporadotrichida; Oxytrichidae.